This is a messenger RNA of Telopea speciosissima, 621 nucleotides long. RefSeq names its product 21 kDa protein-like. The record is from RefSeq and is a predicted model, not a curated record. The transcript has a single exon. The coding region runs from base 1 to 621 and encodes 206 amino acids. Lineage: Eukaryota; Viridiplantae; Streptophyta; Magnoliopsida; Proteales; Proteaceae. Gene Ontology annotation, biological process: negative regulation of catalytic activity. Gene Ontology annotation, molecular function: enzyme inhibitor activity.
AUGGCGGCCGCCAUUGUUGCUCUUCUGGUAUUGAGCUCAAGCAUGAAGAGCAGCUUUGCAACCACCACCACCACAACCACCAAAUGUAGCAACACCAACUACAUCAGAUCUUGCUGUUCAUCCACUAGGUACCCCAACUUGUGUUACAGUUCUCUCUCUCCCUACGCAAGCACCGUUGGAACAAACCGGACGAAACUGGCUAUAGUGGCCCUGAAAGUAAGCCUGCACGCAACCCAGAACACAUCGGCCUUGGUUAAAAAGCUGUCAAACACAAAUGGGUUGUUGAUCAACGAGACGAAUGCCAUUAAAGACUGCGUGUAUGAGGUUGGAGAUGCAAUCUGUGAGCUGAAACAAUCUAUUGAGGAGAUGAAGGUUCUUAGGGGUUCUGAUUUUGAGUUCAAGUUAAGCAGUGUAGAGACAUGGGUGAGUGCUGCUCUGACGGACGAAGACACUUGCAUGGAAGGAAUGGGUGGGUAUGGUAAUGGGAAGUUGGAAAAGAGUAUCAGAAACAGUGUUACAAAUACUGCAAUGUUGACCAGCAAUGCUCUUGCAAUCGUUGAUGGCCUCGCCCAGAACUACAAGUCCAAGUCUAAAGCCCACUCCCCCUCUACCAGAUCCUGA